Arachis duranensis is the source of this 1062-nucleotide messenger RNA. RefSeq lists its product as uncharacterized. The coding region runs from base 66 to 809 and encodes 247 amino acids. The transcript has 3 exons. NCBI's taxonomy places the organism in Eukaryota, Viridiplantae, Streptophyta, Magnoliopsida, Fabales, Fabaceae. The record is from RefSeq and is a predicted model, not a curated record. Gene Ontology annotation, cellular component: plasma membrane.
UUACGUGUUUGUGCGAUACGGAAGGAGACUAGACGACACAGUGAAAGGUACCAUUAUCAUUCAGAAUGACCACCGGGAACGGGAAGGACGAUUUCGUCCCUUACUCUCCCCUUCCCUCAAACCCUAAUCCCAUCCCUUACAAUUACCAUUCUUACCCUUCUUAUUCCCCACCUCAAAACGUCGUCGUUCUUCUCCCCCGCUACCACCCCGACACCACCUCCCGCCGCCGCCGCCGCUGCCUCUGCUACUCCGCCUUAUUCUUCCUCUUCAUCAUUCUCGCUGUCGCCGUCUUCUUCAUCUACCCCUCCGACCCGGACAUCCGCCUCGCUCGGAUCCGCCUCAACCGGAUCGGCAUCCGAGCUGACCCGAUACCGGUUCUCGACGUGUCCUUCUCCGUCACCGUUAAGGUUCGUAACAAGGACUUCUUCUCUGUAACUUAUGACCGCCUCUUUGUUUCCAUUGGGUACCGCGGCCGCCAGCUCGGGGUGGUGGAAGCCGCCGGAGGCAAGAUCAAGGCGCGCGCCUCGUCCUACGUGGACGCCACGCUGGUCAUUGAUGGGUUCGAGGUGAUCUACGACGCUUUCUACUUGCUUGAGGAUCUUGCUAAGGGUGUUAUCCCCUUCGAUACACAAACGCGCGUGGAAGGGAAGCUAGGGUUGUUCUUCUUCGAUGUUCCGUUGAAGGCAACUGUGUCAUGUGAAGUGUAUGUGAAUGUGAAAAACCAGACAGUUGCUCGUCAAGACUGCUAUCCUGAGUCACUGGGUGAUAAGCUGGAUCAAAGCACAAAUGUUGGAGCUGAAGAUGCAUGACUCCGUAGCAAUCUUUAGCAUGCUCUGUUCAUAUCACGGUGGUGUGUUCUGUUCCUUGCAUUAAUUUUACCAGGAUGUAUAAUUUUGAAUAUGAUUGACACAUGACACACACCCUUGUAAAUUCUGAUUGACCAAAAAUUACUUUGUUAUGUACGUAUGAGGUAGAUGAGAUAGGAGCUUUGUUAGUCCAGUGAUUGAGAAAUAAAUUAAUUGGUUUUCCUGAUAAAACUACGAAAGAAUGUGUUUUCAGCAA